Indicator indicator is the source of this 3424-nucleotide messenger RNA. It is a transcript of the gene ERCC5, whose product is annotated as ERCC excision repair 5, endonuclease. Bases 12 to 3407 code for a protein of 1131 amino acids. The record is from RefSeq and is a predicted model, not a curated record. Gene Ontology annotation, biological process: nucleotide-excision repair. The transcript has 16 exons. Gene Ontology annotation, molecular function: single-stranded DNA binding; DNA endonuclease activity. NCBI's taxonomy places the organism in Eukaryota, Metazoa, Chordata, Aves, Piciformes, Indicatoridae. Gene Ontology annotation, cellular component: nucleus.
UAAGAAGGAAAAUGGGAGUUCAAGGACUUUGGAAACUGCUUGAGUGCACUGGGAGACCCAUAAACCCAGAAACGCUAGAAGGAAAAAUUCUUGCUGUUGAUAUCAGUAUUUGGCUGAACCAAGCAAUAAAGGGAGCCAGAGAUCGUGGUGGUAAUUCCAUACAAAAUGCUCACCUCCUCACUCUGUUUCAUCGACUCUGCAAGUUACUGUUUUUCCGAAUUCGGCCUGUCUUUGUUUUUGAUGGAGAGGCACCACUCCUGAAGAGACAAACCUUGGCUAAGCGAAGACAAAGAAAGGAACUCGCUGUCAGUGAUUCUAGGAAAACUGCAGAGAAACUCUUGAAAACAUUUUUGAAGAGACAAGUUAUCAAAAAUGCACUUAGAGGCAAAAGCAAUGAAGCUUUCCCCAGUAUUACACAAGUUCGAAGAGAAGAAAUUGAUGAUAUCUAUGUAUUGCCUUCUUUAAAGGAUGAAGAGAAGAACAGCUCAGAGGAGGAAGAUGAAAAAGAAUGGGAAGUGAGAAUGAGCCAAAAAAGGAUGCUGCAGGAACAGCUAUGUGAAAAUCCUCAUUCUGUAGAUAUUGAAUCAGAAGAUUUCAACAAGCUGCCUCCAGAAAUAAAACACGAGAUCUUGACAGAUAUGAAAGAAUUUACAAAGCGAAAAAGAACAUUGUUUGAAGCAAUGCCAGAGGAGUCCAAUGAGUUUUCUCAGUACCAGCUUAGAGGCUUGCUUAAGAAAAGCAGCCUCAAUCGGUGCAUAGAAAAUGUACAAAAAGAAUUGAAUCAACAGCACUCGGGGGAAAUCCAAACACAAUAUGAAAAUGAAGGUGGUUUUGUGAAAGAAGUGGAAUCUAGAAAAGUAGUCUCUGAAGAUACUUCUCACUAUAUCCUAUUAAAGGGUAUUCAAGCAAAAGAAGCUGCAAGUAGAGACUUAGAAGUUACUGCAGGACCCUCGUCAAAAAUGCUUGAAUUUAUUAAAUCGGAUAAAAUCAAUGAGUCUUCUAAUGCAAAAUUGGUUGCAUCUGCCAAGCUGCAGGCAGAGAAAGAUAACAAUUUGGUGACAGCACCGCCCUCUCCUCGGACUUUGCUUGCUAUCCAGGCAGCUAUGGUAGAAAGCAGCUCAGAAGAAGAACUGGAGGAUGAAUAUACAGGAUGUUUGAAUGUGGACCGGUUUGUAACAGGGGAAGGCAGUGUGUCCCCAAGAACACUACAAGCAAUUCAGCAAGCUCUGAGUGGUGAUGAUAAAAGGGAGGAAGUUGUUAGUGUUAAAACUGAUGGAGUGCUACCAGAAAGAUCAGAAGUGAAGGACUUUCUACUUAGCAGCUCAGAUGAGGAAGAUCAGAUUCCUGAAGUUAAGGAGGUUAAAAAAAUACCUGCAUCUGCAAUUUGUUUAUCAAACCAAGUGGUUAUGCAUGACAUUGAAUAUGAACAAAAGAGUCAAGAGUUGGAAAAAAAUCAUAUUGCACCCAAAGACACCAAUAUAUCUGGAGCUGGAAAUUAUUCUUGUAUUGAUAAUACUAGUGGAAAAAGCAAUGAAGGUGUAUAUGAAGAAAAUGGUUCCAAAAUGGACUUAAAUUCUUUGAGAGAUAAGGACUUGAACUUGAACACGCAGAAGCCAAGCUGUUCCCCUGUACAAACUAGUAUAGGGGCUUUGAUUCAUGCUGAACCAGUAGGUCUUUCUAAAAAUGAAGAAAACUUGAAAAUUUCUGAAAAUGCAGAGGAAGUAGUUUCGCAAACAGAAGAGAGCAUAUCCGAGGUACGAAAGGAUAACAGACCUUUUUCAGAAACAAAAUGUCUUGAGCAGGAAAGAGAAGGGAUAUCACAGUCUGAGGACAGCGACUCUGAUGGAAGCUUUAUUGAAGUGGAUGCUGAAGUCAGUAAAGAGCAUGAGUUUCCUACUAAAUAUGAAGAAGAAUUGAGUGAUGAAAGAACACAUCCAGAAAUGGAGACAGAUGGGCAUGCUAUUAUUACACAGGGCUUGCUGAAGGAGUCUGAUGAAGUGCAAUUGGCAAAUGAUCAGAAUGUUGAAAUAGAAGAUGACGGUAAAGAUGCAGCAGAUGAGUGGCAAGACAUCAGUUUGGAAGAGCUAGAAGAACUAGAAAAUAGCCUUUCCUCUGAGCAGAACAUGCUUCAGACUCAAAAACAGCAGCAGGAACGUGUUGCUGCUUCUGUAACAGGACAGAUGUUCUUGGAAAGCCAGGAGCUUCUCCGUCUGUUUGGCAUUCCAUAUAUUGAAGCUCCAAUGGAGGCAGAGGCACAGUGUGCUAUGUUGGACAUUACUGAUCAGACCUCUGGGACAAUCACUGAUGACAGUGAUGUUUGGUUAUUUGGUGCACGACACGUUUAUAAAAAUUUCUUCAGUCAAAACAAAUAUGUGGAAUAUUAUCAAUGUGUUGAUUUUCAGAACCAGCUAGGAUUGGAUCGGAGCAAGCUAAUUAAUUUGGCAUACUUGCUUGGAAGUGACUACACCGAGGGCAUCCCAAAUGUUGGCUUUGUAACAGCAAUGGAGAUUUUAAAUGAAUUUCCUGGGCGUGGCUUGGAACCUCUCUUAAAAUUUGCUGAGUGGUGGAAUGAGGCUCAGAAGAAUAAGAAAUUGAGACCUAAUCCACAUGAUACCAAAGUCAAGAAGAAACUGCGGGAGCUGCAGCUUUCUUCAGGUUUCCCAAAUCCAGCAGUGGCAGAAGCGUACCUGAAGCCUGUGGUGGAUGAGUCAAUGGGGUCGUUCACCUGGGGGAAGCCUGAUGUAGAGCAAAUCAGAGAGUUCUGUCAGGAUCGGUUUGGCUGGACUAGGACAAAGGUAGAUGAAAUCCUUUUGCCUGUGAUAAAACAGCUGAACAUGCAGCAGACUCAGCUUCGAAUUGAUUCAUUCUUCAGACUAGCACAGCAUGAAAAACAAGCUAUUAAAAGCCAAAGACUGCGCAGAGCUGUGACGUGUCUAAAGAGAAAGGAAAAAGAAGAAGCUGAUGAAAUUCAAGAGGCCACUGCUGCUAUGGAAGUUGAACUUAAACAGCGUGAGGAGAGGGAAGGGGAAGGUUCUGUAGGUUGUGCAAAUCAAGCUGUGGCAACAGAAGUCCAAAGUGGAAAGAGAAGAAAACGUUCAUAUUCCAGAAAAGAACAUUUAUAUGGAGGUGGCUUUAUAGGGAAUUUGUAUCUUUCAGAAACUUCUAGUGACUCCUCAGGAGAGGAAUCAGAAAUCAGAGAUUUAGGCAAAGGCAAAAAACAGAAGAACUUCUCCUCAGUGGAAUCAGUAGACUGUAAAGAGAAAAAGGGGUGCAGUAGCUCGAGUGGUGAGGAUGAAGACCUGGGAAAAGUAGUCAUGGUGACUGCCAAACCUGUGUUUGAGUGCAGGAAAAAGAAAUCACAGAGUAAACGGGGAAGAAAAAAUGUCUUAGAGGAAAACAAGUUUUAAAAAAGAGAGGCUAUGUA